Messenger RNA from Besnoitia besnoiti, 1128 nucleotides. RefSeq lists its product as uncharacterized. Bases 1 to 1128 code for a protein of 375 amino acids. Gene Ontology annotation, cellular component: mitochondrion. The transcript is spliced from 5 exons. Gene Ontology annotation, biological process: peptidyl-methionine modification. The record is from RefSeq and is a predicted model, not a curated record. Gene Ontology annotation, molecular function: peptide deformylase activity. NCBI's taxonomy places the organism in Eukaryota, Apicomplexa, Conoidasida, Eucoccidiorida, Sarcocystidae.
AUGCAGCGAAUUCAGCAGGAAAACUGUUUUCUUUUUUCCGCUUUCUGCUUCGCGCCUUUUCUCCUCUUCGGCCUCGGGCGUCGUUCCGCGCCGCGCGUCAAAUUGCUCAUCCCGCCGAGGCGUGCCCAGCGAAGGGAUUUUCUGCGCUUCAAGUGUCCCCCGCUCACGAGUGCCUGGAACAACAGGUGCCUCCGGCGCGCCUCUCGUCUGUCUGCUGCGGCUCGUUCAACACCUGCGUCGCCGAAUCCUUCGGCCUUCUCUAGCCCAACGCCAACGAGCCCGCCUUCGCGUUUUUUGCGUGCGUCGCUGCUCUCCAUCUCUCCGCCGUCGCGGCCUCUCUUUCCGCCUUCCUCGCGGUGUUGUGCCUCUGCGUCACCACUGCCUGAGCUCACGGGCGCGCGAGCCUGGCCGGACGCGCCCGAGGCGGUCGCAGAGGGGCCCAGGGCCGAACGGGCGACGGUCGCGGCGCUGGCCCCAGAGCCUGUGCCGGGACUGAAGGCCCUCGAGGUCCUCACGGCUCCGCAUCCUCUCCUUCGCCGACCGCAGAUCGCCCACGCGGACUGGAGAGCCGCGGAAACACGCGCGACCGCUGAGCACAUGCUGGCUGUGAUGUAUCGAGAAGGAGGCGUUGGCCUGGCAGCUCCCCAAGUUGGGCUCGACGUCCAGCUCAUCGUGUGGAAUCCGACAGGCAGCCGCUUAGAGCGGUCUGCCGAGCGCGUGUUUCUCAACCCUCGCCUCGUGGCGCUUUGGGGCCCGCGCAUCUCCGAGAUCGAGGGGUGCUUGUCGUUUCCUGGCGUGUUCGCGCCUGUCGAGCGACCGCUGCACGCGCGGGUCGCGUACACCAGUAUCUCUGGCGCCGACCGCCUCGUUGACUUGUCAGGCUUGGAGGCGCGCAUCGUUCAGCACGAGAUUGAUCACCUUCAGGGGAUCCUCUUUGUGGACCGCGUCUCGAAGCGCGGAUGCGCGGUUGAAGCUGCGCGCCUCAUGAUGAGCAUUUUUGCCCUCCUCGAGCAAUGGCUUUACAGUUGUGAAGACAUACGUCUAUUGGGGCGACGAGCUCUCAAGAAACGGCGGAGUCGUUCUCACGCCCGCAGACGAGCGUUAGGAUCGUGGAUCUGCAUGAACUAA